This is a messenger RNA of Maniola jurtina (meadow brown), 1931 nucleotides long. RefSeq lists its product as uncharacterized. The coding region runs from base 370 to 1428 and encodes 352 amino acids. The record is from RefSeq and is a predicted model, not a curated record. The transcript is spliced from 9 exons. Lineage: Eukaryota; Metazoa; Arthropoda; Insecta; Lepidoptera; Nymphalidae.
GUCUGGCUACGUACGCCUGUGUCGCGUAGCUCGCUACGCCGUGCACCACUGAAAUCUACGACGAUUGUUGUAUACUGUUUGCCGUUAUCAGUGAUUAUUGACUGUUUUACUUGUGUGUUUAGUGAACUGUUUUAUGGUAUUGUUGAAUCAUACUUUUGGAUGGGAUAACUUUUUUUCGGACAUCCAUAGUAACUUGUUGAAGGAUAAAGAUGCGUUGUCACGGACGACACGUACAGCUCUAACUCAUUUCACGAAAGGAGAAAAUCCAAUAUCUGAGAGGUAUUUACAAUGAAGGGGGUCAUGAGAAAAGCGCGGAGCCGUCAAGAGGUGCUUGCGACUUGACGUGUGGGCGUCAGGCAGAGAACCAGCAUGGCUUCGCAACUUGCCACUAUAUUACUGUGGCUUGGCGGAAGCGUGUUUGGUCUACGAGACAUCCAGCUAAGUGUCCCGGAAGCAGUGGGUGUGGGCGCCAGUGCGUCCCUUGGCUGUCGCUGGGCGCUGGACACGGGUGAAGCGCUCUACACCGUCAAAUGGUACCAUGGCGCCCAGGAGUUCUUCCGCUUCGUGCCCAAGGAACUUCCCAAUACGAGAGUAUUCUCGCAAACUGGCAUUAGUGUUGACGUGUCACGCUCAGGGGCUCAGCAGGUUGUGUUGCGGGGAGCGACAAGGAGUCUCAGCGGGCGAUACCGAUGCGAAGUUUCGGCCGAUGCGCCGUUCUUCCACACCGUCUACAAAAGUGCUUAUAUGCGCGUAGUAGAAUUGCCGGAGUCGGGACCGAAAGUGCUUGCACAGAAGAGCUGGUAUACGGUAGGCGAUAUGCUGCGAGCUAAUUGCACUUCCCCGCCUUCUGAUCCGGCGGCGAAUCUCACGUGGUUACUUAACGGUUAUGAGGUUAAAGGUCUCGACAUCCCGUUACAAGACACGUUUUACCCACCAAGACAACCUGUGAUAAGCGACGCAUCCCUAGAAGAUGCGAAUAGAAUAAUAUUCAGUCCGUGGGACGCUAUCUCUGGGUACGAGGACCCUGCGACUGAUAUUAUAGACAUUCCGGGCGACGCGGACAUCGCUUCAAACUCUCACAAGAACAACUUUGAAAGCACAACGUUACUCGCACCGAGACCUGAGCAAAUUGCUAGCAAAAAUAUUAGCGUUGAAGGAGAAAAAUCUAAUAAGUCUUCCUCCUUCAGUCAGCUCGUUAUUCGAGUGCAAACUUCACAUUUUUAUAAGGGUCGUCUUAACGUCACAUGCGUGGCUCGAAUACUCUCCGUGUGGUCAUCCAGUGGCUUCCUCCUGCUGGACGAAGAGAGGCCCCAAAUUGCACCUGUCAUGGGCAGUCGAGACUCUAACUCAGGUCUCCGCUGCUCCACAUCUCACGUCGCGGCGCUUUUAAACUAUUUACUCCUGAAUCUGCUCUGGGUUUUCCGAUGAUCGCCGGUGUAAAAGGGUGGCUACACAUUCUCUCCGAUCAAAUCAGUGUUACACUAUUGAAGGUUACACCCACAUCUAUAGUCGAGUAUUUCUUUUAUAUUAAACAGUAAAAAUAUACGUUAUACACUACAAAUAACGUUAUAUACUGUAUGUAAAUAUAUUCAAAUAUAUAUACCUGAAUAUAUAGAUGUUUUUUUUCUCUAUAGACGGGAUAUUUCUUACUAAAAAUUCUGAUAUACUUAAUAUUACAUAUUUCAAACUAUGAGAAAUUGUAGGAAUAUAAUAUUGUAUGUUACUUUCCAAUGUAGAAGAAUAUAAUACUCUACUAUAUAUUUGGGUAUUAGUGAUUAUACAAACUGACAGGUGAAACGAUUUUAUCAGUGAAGUGAUUUAAUAGUAGUGACUUUUAUACUUGUAUAUAAAUAGUUUUUAAAUAAUUAUAGAUGUAAGAAUAUAGUGAUGUUUUGCUUCACAACUUCUAUGUAUGUAACUGUUACUAUAAU